Alternaria incomplexa is the source of this 963-nucleotide messenger RNA. RefSeq lists its product as uncharacterized. Gene Ontology annotation, molecular function: protein binding. The transcript is spliced from 3 exons. The record is from RefSeq and is a predicted model, not a curated record. The coding region runs from base 1 to 963 and encodes 320 amino acids. NCBI's taxonomy places the organism in Eukaryota, Fungi, Ascomycota, Dothideomycetes, Pleosporales, Pleosporaceae.
AUGGGUGAAUGCUAUCUCUACAGGCUCCCCAAUGAGUUACUUCUCCAUCUCCUUACGCCCAUACCAACGCCCGAACUCCUACAAUUGACCACGAUAUCGCAUCGCAUAUACACGCUCAUCCUACGUAUCCUCCAUAAUCGGCUCACUGCAGCUGCCGAGCUACAUUCGCACUCGGUGCUUCUCGAAUGUUUCCACCCCUCUGCGAAGCUCACCGAGCCCCCGUACUUCUGUACAUACCGAUGCACCGAUGGCUUGAAGAGUUACGAUGAUUACAACUCUGCUACAAAGGAGGUUGGCAGACUAGCCGAAUACAACAACAUGUACUCGCGCUUCAAGCCCCAUAGGCGCGAUUUGGAAGCGGAUGGCAGGAGAGUGAAGCGCCGACCUGGAGACGUACCUGGCAGUCGCACCUUUCCGGGGGCAGUACAGGAGAGAUACGAAGGCGAGACCGUGAGACAGACACUUGGUUUGGAGGCGCAUGAAUUGUUCACGCAGCUGGUUGCGCAGACGAAUCUUGUCAAAAUCGGUUCUCACAAUCUCUUCACCAACUUUGUUGACAUUGAGGAAGGUGUACUCCGAGUGUGGAGAGAUUGGCUGCGAGACAUUGCGGCGAGGGGCUUGACGGCGAAUACAGAGGUGCCAAAUGAGGUUGUUGAGGAGGUAGGUAAGGGCAAAGAGAUCGUAAGAGAGGUAGAGGAAGAGAAAGCGGACUUGGACGACCCGCGGAUCCUCUGGGUCAGUCCGAGGAAGGACAGCGGUGUACGCUUCAAUGUAAGGGAACGGAAGCUUCGGAGAGACGCUCCGAUCCUCGUCAGCACAGAUGAGGAUAUGCCAGUUACAUACGAAAUUGAGUACGACGAGCUCCUCAUAAGAACGUCGCAUCUCCUCUUAAUGCUCGAAAGGUCCAUGUUGCAGGAGGAUAAUUCAUCUGGUAAAGCGGUUGUCUUCGGAUCUUUCGGAUAA